This is a messenger RNA of Fusarium subglutinans, 1470 nucleotides long. RefSeq lists its product as uncharacterized. The record is from RefSeq and is a predicted model, not a curated record. NCBI's taxonomy places the organism in Eukaryota, Fungi, Ascomycota, Sordariomycetes, Hypocreales, Nectriaceae. The transcript has 5 exons. Bases 1 to 1470 code for a protein of 489 amino acids.
AUGAAGGACAACUAUCUGCUUUCCAAGUCGCCGCCACUAGCCAUGGAGUUGGCUUGCGGCUGUUCCCUUGGCCAAUACUUGGCUAUAUUUGCUACAUCCGGCUCAAUCAGUAAUUUGGUUGACAUACGUCGGAAUUUGAGGCAAAGGAGUCGUCAGAAGGGAGCGACUGCCUACCAAGCAAGUCUCGAGCAAUUCCGCUCUCAAUUCAUGACCAGACUUAGGAUGUCGGGUAAGGAUCUGAUUGACAGAAACGAUGUAGUCCAGCAAGAAGGACUUAUUAAGAUGGCACAUGAAUAUCUCUGUGUCUGCGAAAAUGGCCCCUUGUACUGGCCAAGUACGAGCGAUGACGGAUCUCUUCGGUACCCCAGAGAUCAAUACGAGAUAUACACCAACAUUGUUUGGUUCUUCCUUCGAUGCAAUCUGAAAGAUAACGGGAAGAAGUUACGCUCGAGACGUUCACGAGUUACGACCGCAGCCAACAACGGCCGACGACCGAGGAAUCCAAGCAACGUUCUUGGUAGCGAGAGCCCUACACCAUCUCCUCCGGAAGCAGCAUCCAAUGAAGACGGUGAUUCUUCCUCUUCUUCAGAGAGUCCUCAGUCGAGCCAUAUCCCGAGACAGGACGAAGCCAUGAGUAAUAGACGCGCGAUACCUUAUGGUAGGACUUACAGCCCUGAUGAGUUAGCUGGAUAUGGUAUUGAUGAAUCUGGGCAUCUCAUUCCUGACGCGCAGCCCCGGCGUGUAAGUCAAAUGCAAGAUUUACAAGAUAAUCUUAGGCAUAUGGGGCCUAAUCCACGACCAAAUAUUGGUGUUGGCCAUAGAGAGCGUGGGAGCAAUCCAUCGGCGCAUACUACUUCAACGGGCACUCAAACGGGGUUUGAAACAGAUGAAUAUCGCGACAGAGAUCCCAAUGCACCUCCCCCCUCAUCCAUGAACUCAAAUAAUGCCUCUCAGCAGUCUCAGCAAACAAACCAAAAUGAAACCCAACCCAGAAUUUCGCGGGUGCGGGACUCGAUCGAGUCUGAGCAAAGCUCGCCCAGCCCUCCAUCCGAAGUCCCAAGAUCUCCAUCCCCAGAGCCCAAGCCCAACAUUGACCUCAUAUUCAGCUACGAUGUCCUCCCAGGACUCAAUCUCCGCCUCAAACACGGCGAAGAGAUACUUCUGUUUCCCCGAGAGCAAAUGUUCCGGCUACUGAAUUGGCAGCAUGACUUUGACUGGCUGCUCAUUUCGCUCGAAGCCCCAGGGGUGCUUUUUCAAGAACGUAUACCUAGGGAUGAUAAUCAGGAGUUUCGAAAGGUGAUGGCUAGAUUUGAACAGAUAGUUUGUGCUAUGAAACGUGAUUAUGCUGAGAUAGGGCGAAAUGCGGUGAUUGAGGUUUCGUUUGUGCCGGAGUGUAAAGGACAUUCGCGAACUGUGUUGUUGGACGCUUGGCAGAGGCGCUGGAAGCGAUCUCACGGCAUUGUGGUCUGA